AUGGCGGUCUCGCAGAGUGUCGGGCGCGGACCGGCGUUCCCGGGGUCGAUUGAAGUUCCCGCCGACUUCAACUUGGCGACGCACUGGAGGCACUGCAGCAGGCCGGGCAGGCAGCGCUGCGACGGCACCCACCACAGGCUCGGAUGCCCUUUUGGGGUGCCCCGUGAUCGGCGCAUCGGCGCGGUGGCGCGCGAAGCUGCCCCGCCGGGGGAGGGAGUCGCGCCGUCGGCGGACCCCGUCGGCGUCGUCGUCCGCAACGCCCGUGGCGUCGAGGACUACCGACAGCUGGCGCGGCUCAGGGCCGAGGCGUAUUAUGAGGAAACCAGGUCGAGGUUCGUACAGUCUUUCAAGACCAAGUUUGCAAGGCAGGAAGCAGAAUCCUUGACCUCAAGGACCACCACAAAGCCAACUGGCUACCCAGGGACUGUUUGCCUUGUUGCAACUGAUGGCGAUGCUUCUGUUGUGGGGGGCCUGGACGUCAGGCUGCCAAGGACACUCUCUGGCGACCAUCCAGAGGGUGUCCCCACAGAAGAUGGUAGCGGCUGCUUUGUGGUCAACGUUGUGGUCGAUGAAAACCGUAGGGGCCAGGGGAUUGGAGGGGAGCUCAUGAGGGCAGCUGUGAGCAUGGCAACAGAUUGGGGAGCAACAAAUGCCUAUACCCACGUUGAUGCCACCAACACGGCUGCCCUGAAUCUCUACAGCAAGUACGGUUUCAAAGAAGUGUCUUGUGUGGAUGCUUUGGACUCCACAGCAACACUGGGGAAAACACUCCUCUUGAAGCGCCCGAUGCAGCAAGUUGCCUAG
Molecule: messenger RNA, 804 nt
Organism: Ostreobium quekettii
Lineage: Eukaryota; Viridiplantae; Chlorophyta; Ulvophyceae; Bryopsidales; Ostreobiaceae
Source: the annotation of a GenBank genome assembly